This is a messenger RNA of Artibeus jamaicensis (Jamaican fruit-eating bat), 1821 nucleotides long. RefSeq names its product NCK adaptor protein 1 (gene NCK1). Lineage: Eukaryota; Metazoa; Chordata; Mammalia; Chiroptera; Phyllostomidae. The transcript has 5 exons. Gene Ontology annotation, biological process: negative regulation of endoplasmic reticulum stress-induced eIF2 alpha phosphorylation; negative regulation of PERK-mediated unfolded protein response; positive regulation of endoplasmic reticulum stress-induced intrinsic apoptotic signaling pathway. Gene Ontology annotation, molecular function: ephrin receptor binding. Bases 234 to 1367 code for a protein of 377 amino acids. The record is from RefSeq and is a predicted model, not a curated record.
GCCCGUCCGCUGCACGCGCCCCGCCCCUCUCCGGAGAGCUACGCGGCGGUGGAGCGGAGGCCUCGUGCCGUAACGGCCAUCGCGGCGGCCGCAGCCGUGUCCCCGUAUCCACCUCAGGAGACAUUGCCCUCAACAGACCUGUGGAUGAAGAAAGUAACCUCAUGGGGUGAUCUGAUUGUAAUUGGACAGGUCAUGGUGGAUAAUCACCCCCUCAGUGCUGAAGCUACUGAAAGAUGGCAGAAGAAGUGGUGGUAGUAGCCAAAUUUGAUUAUGUGGCCCAACAAGAACAAGAGCUGGACAUUAAGAAGAAUGAGAGAUUAUGGCUUCUGGAUGAUUCUAAGUCUUGGUGGCGAGUUAGAAAUUCCAUGAAUAAAACGGGGUUUGUGCCUUCUAACUAUGUGGAAAGGAAAAACAGUGCUCGGAAAGCAUCUAUUGUAAAAAACCUAAAGGAUACCUUAGGUAUUGGGAAAGUCAAAAGAAAACCCAGUGUGCCAGAUUCUGCGUCUCCCGCUGAUGAUAGCUCUGUUGACCUAGGGGAACGUCUCUAUGACCUCAACAUGCCUGCAUAUGUGAAAUUUAACUACAUGGCAGAGAGAGAGGAUGAAUUAUCAUUGAUAAAAGGGACAAAGGUGAUCGUCAUGGAGAAAUGCAGUGAUGGGUGGUGGCGUGGUAGCUACAAUGGACAAGUUGGAUGGUUCCCUUCAAAUUAUGUAACUGAGGAAGGUGACAGUCCUUUGGGUGACCAUGUGGGUUCUCUGUCAGAGAAAUUAGCCGCAGUCGUCAAUAACCUAAAUACUGGGCAAGUGUUGCAUGUGGUACAAGCUCUUUACCCAUUCAGCUCAUCCAAUGAUGAAGAACUUAAUUUUGAGAAAGGAGAUGUAAUGGAUGUUAUUGAAAAACCUGAAAAUGACCCUGAGUGGUGGAAAUGCAGGAAGAUCAAUGGAAUGGUUGGUCUGGUGCCAAAAAACUAUGUUACCAUUAUGCAGAAUAAUCCUUUAACCUCAGGUUUGGAACCAUCGCCUCCACAAUGUGAUUAUAUUAGGCCUUCACUCACUGGAAAGUUUGCUGGCCAUCCUUGGUAUUAUGGGAAGGUCACCAGGCAUCAAGCAGAAAUGGCAUUAAAUGAAAGAGGGCACGAAGGUGAUUUCCUCAUUCGCGAUAGUGAGUCUUCGCCAAAUGAUUUCUCAGUAUCACUAAAAGCACAAGGGAAAAACAAGCAUUUUAAAGUCCAGCUAAAAGAAACUGUCUACUGCAUUGGGCAGCGUAAAUUCAGCACCAUGGAAGAACUUGUAGAACAUUACAAAAAAGCCCCAAUUUUUACAAGUGAACAAGGAGAAAAAUUAUAUCUUAUCAAGCAUUUAUCAUGAUACUGCUGAUCAGAAGUGACUGUUGCACAGCUCUAAUUCGUCAUGUUACUGAAGACUGAAAAAAUGUCAGUACAAUCAUGCUUGAUUGGAUAUUGCUGUUUCUAACUCUACAUGAGAAUUGACUACAAUACAUAAGUAUUUUUAUUAUAACUCAGCCCAUACAUAUAUAUAUAUAUACUACAUAUGCAACCCAUCCGCAUAAGCAAUUCCUUUUCCUUGGUCUUCUGUGUUAUCAUUUUCUUUGCUGUUUUUCAUUUUGCUUCUAAUAUUAAGGUUUUAUAUCUUGAGAAAAUGAUGCAGAUCGAAAGUCUUUAUAUGGAAGAAUUUCUUAUAUUGCCUUUUCUUUAUUUCCUUGUAAGGAUACCCUAUUAGUCACUUCCUCAAUGGUUUCUCUUCAUGUAAAAUUAUAUCAAUAUAUGGCAUAUGCUAAAAUAAAUUUCUUGGAGAGUGUUAA